Messenger RNA from Dromaius novaehollandiae (emu), 402 nucleotides. RefSeq names its product ejaculatory bulb-specific protein 1-like. Lineage: Eukaryota; Metazoa; Chordata; Aves; Casuariiformes; Dromaiidae. The record is from RefSeq and is a predicted model, not a curated record.
UGAGAUCCAAACCCAGGGACCCGGCACCCAUGGGAUCCCAACCCAAGGACUCAGCACCCAUGGGAUCCCACCCCGGGGAGCCGGCACCCAUGGGAUCCUGUGCCAGGGACCCGGCACCCAUGGGAUCCCAACCCAUGCGAUCCCACCCCAGGGACCCGAUCUCCAUGGGAUCCCACCCAAGGACACAGCGCCCAUGGGAUCCCACGCCAGGAACCCAGGACCCAGCACCCAUGGGAUCCUACCCCUGGGACACAGCACCCAUGGGAUCCCACGCCAGGGACCCAGCACCCAUGGGAUCCUACCCCUGGGACACAGCACCCAUGGGAUCCCACGCCAGGGACCCAGCACCCAGGGGAUCCCACCUCGGGGACCCAGCACCCAUGGGAUCCCAACCCUGGAGAC